AUUUGCAUUGCAUUUACAAUUUCAUGAUGUUACAACUUUUUGUCAACUGUGAUGUGCAAUAGAGCCGUUUACUCUUCCGAUCAUGCUUCUUAAGUUCCGAUUACGACUCCUACCAUCGCCACCGACAAGAUCAAACAGCUGGUACAAUAUCAGAUAGCUUGUCCUAUUCAAAUCUGGCGAACACCAAGUUAGGAGAUGGAUUGUACUCAGGUUGCUGUGAUAUGUAAUCCCGGCAUAUUCAUUCACCGGAAGCGGUUUCUCUCCAGGUUUUGGAUCUGUUGAAUUUGUAAAAAACCGACCUUAAAUCGACAGAACGAAGCUGAAGAAUGUGUUCGAGCAGGUGAAACCUGUUAGCAAGUUGGGACAAUGGCGAAGACUAGCUGGCCAUCGACGGGAAGACAUCGUUUUGCUUUCGUGUUUCUCGUAGCUGUCGGAAUCUCUGCUCCUGUCUUCGGUCUUCUUCCUUCACUGUCCUCUCCUCAGUUUCUGCCUCUUCCUGCCUUUCCUCUGGACGAGAAAGUUACAUCUCGGAAUUUUUAUAUAAAAGAUGACAUGUUUUGGAAAGAUGAGAAGCCUUUUCAGAUCAUUGGUGGUGAUUUGCACUACUUCCGGGUUCUUCCUGAGUAUUGGGAGGAUAGGCUUCUCAGAGCCAAGGCUUUAGGUCUGAAUACUAUACAAAUGUAUGUUCCUUGGAAUCUGCACGAACCAAAGCUUGGGAAGAUGGUCUUUGAGGGUAUUGCUAAUGUUGUGCUCUUUAUCAAGCUGUGUCAGAAGCUAGAUUUCCUCGUUAUGCUGCGUGCUGGACCUUAUAUAUGUGGAGAAUGGGAUUUGGGUGGUUUUCCUGCUUGGUUGCUCGCUGUGCAACCACCUCUCAAACUGAGGACAUCAGAUCCUGCAUAUCUUAAGUUGGUUGCAAGAUGGUGGGAUUUUCUGUUUCCAAAGGUAUUACCUCUGCUUUACAGCAACGGCGGUCCUGUUAUAAUGGUUCAGAUUGAAAAUGAAUAUGGUUCCUUUGGAAAUGACAAAGCUUAUCUUCGUAAUCUAGUUAGUAUGGCCAGAGGACACCUGGGGGAUAACAUUAUUGUGUACACAACAGAUGGAGGUACAAGAGAAACUCUUGAGAAAGGAACUGUCCCAUUAGAUGAUGUUUACUCAGCUGUUGAUUUCACUACCGGUGAUGACCCUUGGCCGAUAUUCGAACUGCAAAAGAAGUUUAAUGCUCCAGGAAGAUCACCUCCACUUUCCUCGGAAUUCUAUACUGGUUGGCUCACGCAUUGGGGUGAGAAGAUUGCAAAGACUGAUGCCGAUUUUACGGCAGCUUCUCUUGAAAAGAUACUGUCUCGAAAUGGUUCUGCUGUGCUUUAUAUGGUGCAUGGAGGAACAAACUUUGGUUUCUACAAUGGAGCAAAUACUGGCUCUGGAGAAUAUGACUACAAACCAGAUCUGACAUCCUAUGAUUAUGAUGCUCCCAUUAAGGAGUCUGGUGACGUAGAUAAUCCAAAAUUCCAAGCUCUCCAGAGAGUGAUUAAUAAGUACAAUGAUGCACCACGCUCCACUACCCCAUCCAAUAAGCAACGGAAAGCGUAUGGUCCUAUCAAGAUGCAGAGGACAACAUCUCUGCUUGAUUUGGUAAGCAUGACGGAUCCUGCAGAUGUGAUCACCACUGCCAACCCGAUUUCAAUGGAAUCUGCUGGACAGAUGUUCGGAUUUCUUUUAUAUGAAUCUUCAUACAUCGCAAAAAAGAGUGGGAACAUACUAAGAAUACCAAAGGUUCAUGACAGAGCUCAAGUGUUUGUUUCAUGCCUUUCCCAAGAUGUUGAUGUCGGAGUACUGAGAUACAUUGGUACAACUGAGAGAUGGAACAACCAACCUGUUACUAUUCCAGCUAUUGAAUGUACCUCUAACACUAGCUUAUUUAUUCUGGUUGAAAACAUGGGUCGUGUAAAUUACGGGCCAUAUAUCUUUGAUGAGAAGGGUAUUCUGUCUUCCGUUUGUCUAGAUGGUGAAGUUCUCCAUGGAUGGAAGAUGAUACCUAUUCCUUUCCACAACUUGAAUCAAAUGCCAAAAAAUCUCAUCAGUUUUGAGACGCAACAUACCAAAAAGACAAGUGAGAAGUUGGAGAUUAUUAAUGAUGUCAGUCAAAAGGAACCAGCUCUGUUUGCUGGUGAGUUCUUUAUAAACAGCGUAGAAGAAAUCAAAGACACAUAUCUAUCAUUCAAUGGUUGGGGUAAAGGAGUUGCCUUUGUCAAUGAAUUCAACAUCGGAAGAUAUUGGCCGUCUGUUGGACCACAAUGCAACCUCUACGUCCCCGCGCCACUCCUUAAGCCUGGCCAAAACUAUGUGGUGGUUUUCGAGUUGGAGUCUCCACAUCUCGAGCUUUUGGUGGAGGCAGUGGAUCGGGAAGACUUCACAUGCGGUUCAAAUGAUUCCAAAAGUUAAUCAGUUGUAGCUCUUUAGUUGUGCAGCAGCUGUGUUUUGGUUACAGACUCUGUGAUCCAUUGGGUAUGAUGAAUAUUCGUUGGAACUCCAAAGAUUUUUAGUUUUUAUAAAAAAAUGAUAAAAAUUUCUUUUCUUUCUAAUUACAUCUUCUUACAGCCUAUUGUCUACAUUUUUGUUAUUGUUACGCUCUGUAACUUUAAUAUAUCUGUAGUCAUUAUUUUAAAGAAAAAUGGAAAGAAGGAUAAAAAAGGUUUGUAUGAACUUUGGAUUGUAAAAUCGUUAAUAAUUAUUGGUUAAGUUUAA
Thlaspi arvense is the source of this 2742-nucleotide messenger RNA. The record is from the annotation of a GenBank genome assembly. Lineage: Eukaryota; Viridiplantae; Streptophyta; Magnoliopsida; Brassicales; Brassicaceae.